This is a messenger RNA of Dreissena polymorpha, 1380 nucleotides long. RefSeq lists its product as uncharacterized. The coding region runs from base 69 to 1352 and encodes 427 amino acids. The record is from RefSeq and is a predicted model, not a curated record. The transcript is spliced from 11 exons. NCBI's taxonomy places the organism in Eukaryota, Metazoa, Mollusca, Bivalvia, Myida, Dreissenidae.
AACUUGGACAAUGACACAAAUAAGAACAGUAAAUGGAAUGUAAUUAUUAAUGAAAAAUUAUUCACUUGAUGUUGAUUUUUCGUUUGCGAAAUAUGUUUUUAAUAGCUACAGUAUUUGGUGUAAUUAGUUUGACCUGGACUCAGUGUGGCGCUGCCUCGGGUCCAAUGUGCAUGGACUGUUUGAGACUACCUUCCCCUAGCGACUGUAACCACGUAGUCCAGUGUACAGAGCACGAGGUUUGUCACGUGACCCAAAUCGUUUCCGAUGGAGGACAUCUGUUCUAUGAUACUGGCUGCCAGGCUACGUCUCGAUGCCCGAACAGGCAGAGAUCAAUCGAGGCUCACAUCUCCAAAGUCACUCGGCGAACCAAUGGGGACGUCGAGACGUGCAUUGAGUGUUGCCAAGGCGACUAUUGCAACCUCCAGGGAUGCGGAUCACAACCUAUACCAGACGUCACACUCCGUGGACCGAUUUGCUUUAAAUGUGACGUACAGGAAACACUUGACUCCUGUGAGACAGUGGUCAACUGUGGAUCGGGCAACGAAUGCUUCCUGUCUACCGUAGUCACUCCUCUUACCAACGCAGAGAAGUACACGAGUAAAUGCAUGGCCAAAGGAGCAUGCGAUACACUACGAAGCUCUGGACUAUUUGGGAGGAGAAGCAAUGGGUGUGUUGGCUGCUGUAAGGAAGACUUCUGUAACACCGAUUGCUCUCGAGCACAAUCGGUGGUCACCAAAUUCACAUCUGCAACCAAAGCUUCAAGCACUUCAACCAGGCAUCCAACAGCACAUCCCACAACAACCCAUUUGCAUGUGCCAUCCACCACGAGGGCAACCACAACCACUAUCGCCCCUACAACAACCCGCCGAUUAUCACAAGAAGAGGUUUGCAGAAAAGCUGGUUACAGCUACAUCAACGUUACCCAUUCCGCAAAAUUGUAUCACUAUUGCGUGCGCGUGCGAAGUGACGUCACUUUGUCAUGGCAUCAGGCGCAGAGCACUUGCAAACACGAUGGUGGCAAUCUCGUUGUGUUCCAUGACAAAGACGAGGGUAAAUUCUUCGACAGAUGGCUCCAGUCCCUGAACUCCGUUGACAAACUCGGAAUUCGCUAUUGGGUGGGGGCCACGGACGAGGGCAGCGAAGGCUACUGGACCUGGGUGGAUGGCGUAGAAAUUCCGCCCAGCAGCUAUGCGGACUACUUCUGGCAGGGCGAACCAAAUGAUGCAGGAUGGCCAAACGAGAUACACGAGAAUUGCGCGGCGGCCAACUACAAUUGGAUACAGGUGGUCGUGGCUUUGAACGACGUUCAUUGCGAAACUUUGUCGAAUUUCAUUUGCGAAAUAAAGCUUUAAGCAGGCACUUGAAUGUGUCGGUAUGUUU